GUAGUAGUGUGUGUGUGUGUGCCGAAUUUAAAGAGAGAAUAAAACGAAAAAAAAAAAACAUUCGCAAAUCAGCAUACGGUUCUAUUCGAUAAAAAUACAAUUUGCUUAGAGAAUACAUCAUCGAAACACGAUUUAUUUGCACAAUGUUGCUGUUUUGCUUCGCAACCGAUGUUCAUCUUCCACGCAUCUUUUUCUCAACUUUAGACGAAGUGUCGAUUUUUCAAACGUUCGGCGAGAGAGCCAGAAAAAAAAUUACCCAAUUUGAAUUCAUUAAACCAAAACCACACGUUGAAAUUGUGUGUAAUCAGUCGUGUUCGUGUGAUAAUUUUGCAUAAUUUGAGACACGCGGCAAAAUGAUGAAAAUUUGGAAUUUGAACCGUAAUUUUGUGCACGAACACAUCAAAUCGUUGAUAAUUCGAAAAUAAUGCAUCGCAAAACUAUGUAAACAUUGAAUUUUCACGUGAUUUUUUUCAAUAUCCUAUCAAAUUACAUCGUUUAUUUCAUUUUCCCUCUUCUUUGUUUAAUCAAUUGGAAAUGCUCGAUUCAUAUUAAAAAAAAAUCUAAUUUGAAUUUUUUGCCAAUGACCAUUAAACGCACUCGAUUCACGUCUACGGUCGCCAUAUUUGUUGUGGUGCAUGUAUCAUUGAACGAAACAGAUGGUUUUCGCUAUAUAUUUGUUAUUUACAUAGUCUGUCGAUGAUUUGAUCUCUCUGUCUAACCCAUCAACUCUAUCGUUCAAACUCGUUUCACUUGUACUGCAAACUGUGACCAAGUUCAUGCGAUACAAUUGACAUAUUGUCAAAUCAGUUUUUUUCCACACUAGUUAUCAAAUGUGUGAACUUGGUGUGCAUGCAAAUAGGUGCGAGUAGAAGAAGAGAACCAGAAAAAAAAUUGCAAAUUCAAGAAAAUAAAAGUGAAUCAUCUCGUUCUCUUCGAUUUCUUAAAUAGGAUCUUAUCUAUAAGAAAAAACACAAUAAUUGUUGGGAACCGAAGAGCGUGCGAUUGAGUCGCCAUAAAUUAUCAUCAACAAUGUGCUAAAUCAAUCAAUUGGACCUCGAAUUUUUGGACAAUUUCCAACCAAAAAUUUCGAUCGAUCAUCAGAAACAGAAAAAAAAAGUUUUUUUCGUGUGUUUUUUGAUACGGAAAUAGAAUAAAAACACACCAACACACGCACAAACAUCGAUUCAUCUGUUUUUGCUGGAGGUGCUUACAUUUCAGACUGUGCUCACAAGUUGCAGUGUUCAGAUUUUUUUUCUUUUCAUCUAAAAAAUACCAAACAAACGAAAAAUAGAACCAAAACCCAGAGAGAAAGAGAGAGCGGAAUAAAAACAACCAAAAAUGACUCUCGAUCUACUGCAAAUUGUGCCAUCAGAAAUUCCCAGACCCUCCAAACAUGGUAAAUCGUAUUUUAGCAAGGGCGACUUCAAAUAUUUUCACUAUUGUUGUGAUAACUAUAAUGAUGUGGGAUGGGGCUGUGCUUAUCGGACACUUCAAUCGAUGUGCUCGUGGAUAGCGAAAAAUCGAAAUGCAAUGGACGUCGAUGCUAAUCAUCAUAUUGGCACAAAUGAUAUUCCCUCCAUCGAAGAGAUUCAACAAACACUCGUCAAUAUCAACGAUAAACCUCCCGAAUUUCUCAAUUCAACGGAUUGGCUUGGUGCAUUAGAGAUCUUCUAUGUGAUUGACACACUGUACGAUAUAUCAUGUCGCAUACAGCACAUCCCAAGUUGCCAUGACAUCAAAAAGUAUAGUAAUAUAUUGAAAUUUUAUUUCGAAAAUUUUGGCGGUUUGGUGAUGAUGGGUGGCGAUUUGGAUGCAUCCAGCAAAAUGAUUGCUGGUAUUCACAUAGUCGAUAACGAUGCAUACUUGCUUGUUGUGGAUCCACAUUAUGUUGGUGUACCAAAAUCGGUGGAUGACCUUAUUGAUCAAGGUUACAUACGAUGGCAGCACACAUCCGAUUUUGUCGAUAGUUCAUUUUACAAUUUAUGCUUACCUCAAUUGAAAUUUAUGAGUGACUAGUAUUGCAUUCAAUCCGUUUACCAAAUUCAAUGUAAAUGUAUUUGUUGUGCGCGUCAACAGCGACGUCGACGAUCUUCCAACGCCUAUUUUAAUAUUGUACAAAUUGUGUCCAUUUACUACUUUCGGUUGUCAUGACGCGCCAUUUUAUUUCCUCCGCAGUUCUUGAAUUCUUUUUUUUUUUUUUUUCUCGUUAUUAUCGUUGUCGUCGUCGGAAAAGAGAAAGAUCCGCGGCUGGUGCACAGUUCAUUUAAAAACUCAACAAGCAAUCGGUUUAACACAAAGAAACACAAAGCAUUCAUUAAAUGGUGAGAAAAAAAAUUGAAAAGAAAAUUAAUUGUUUGUAAAGAAAAUCUUGUACGUGCUUUUAGUACAUUUAUUUUUAGAAUUUUAGAAUGAGAAAACAAACCAACACAGAGAAUCUUAAAAAAAUGACUAUAAAGAGAGAGAGGAAAUUUAUUUUGACAUAGAAAAAUAUAAAUAUUGUUGAUAAUGUUGAAAUAAAGGUUUAAAAUGAAAAAAAAAAAAA
This is a messenger RNA of Sitodiplosis mosellana (orange wheat blossom midge), 2542 nucleotides long. It is a transcript of the gene Ufsp1, whose product is annotated as probable Ufm1-specific protease 1. Lineage: Eukaryota; Metazoa; Arthropoda; Insecta; Diptera; Cecidomyiidae. The record is from RefSeq and is a predicted model, not a curated record. Bases 1339 to 2016 code for a protein of 225 amino acids. The transcript is spliced from 5 exons.